GGGCGAGCAGCCGAGGAGGGCGGCGCGGGGGCCGCGACCCCGGCCACGAUGAGCUGCACCAUCGAGAAGAUCCUGACGGACGCCAAGACGCUGCUGGAGAGGCUGCGGGAGCACGACGCGGCGGCCGAGUCGCUGGUGGACCAGUCGGCGGCGCUGCACCGGCGGGUGGCCGCUAUGCGGGAGGCGGGGACGGCGCUGCCGGAGCAGUAUCAAGAGGAUGCAUCCGAUAUAAAGGACAUGUCCAAAUACAAACCUCACAUUCUGCUGUCCCAAGAGAAUACACAGAUUAGAGACUUGCAGCAGGAAAACAGAGAGCUAUGGGUUUCCUUGGAAGAACAUCAGGAUGCUUUGGAACUCAUCAUGAGCAAGUACCGGAAGCAGAUGUUACAGUUAAUGGUUGCUAAAAAAGCAGUGGAUGCUGAACCAGUCCUGAAAGCUCACCAGUCUCACUCCGCAGAAAUUGAGAGUCAGAUUGACAGAAUCUGUGAAAUGGGAGAAGUGAUGAGGAAAGCGGUUCAGGUGGAUGAUGACCAGUUUUGUAAAAUUCAGGAAAAACUAGCCCAAUUAGAGCUUGAAAACAAGGAACUGCGAGAAUUGUUGUCCAUCAGCAGUGAGUCUCUUCAGGUCAGGGAGGAAAACUCCAUGGAUACUGUUUCCCAGGCAAUCAAAUAACUGAACUUCUGAAUGGCUGCUGGAGACUGUCCAGCAGGAACAAAGAAAGAAGCUGUCAUCUUCCAAUUCGAGUAUUAUCCAUUCAAAUUCUUGCCUCAGACCUGUUGAUUUAAGAUAUCAGGUGACAAUUUAGAAUUC
Molecule: messenger RNA, 810 nt
Organism: Talpa occidentalis (Iberian mole)
Lineage: Eukaryota; Metazoa; Chordata; Mammalia; Eulipotyphla; Talpidae
Gene: SIKE1
Product: suppressor of IKBKE 1
Exons: 5
Coding region: 49-672 (207 amino acids)
Source: RefSeq, a predicted model, not a curated record